Paralichthys olivaceus (Japanese flounder) is the source of this 1420-nucleotide messenger RNA. It is a transcript of the gene nat14, whose product is annotated as N-acetyltransferase 14 (GCN5-related, putative). Gene Ontology annotation, molecular function: N-acetyltransferase activity. The record is from RefSeq and is a predicted model, not a curated record. NCBI's taxonomy places the organism in Eukaryota, Metazoa, Chordata, Actinopteri, Pleuronectiformes, Paralichthyidae.
UGGCGUAGAUCGACCCAUGGAAAACGUGUAACGUGACCACAAAGCUGAGUACGUUUGCUUUCAGAAUCCCUGUGUAUACGCAAGAAACGUCUCUGUGUUCAUUUCACCAAAACGUGCUGAAGCUGCGCGAACACAACAGCCGGACACAGACUCGUACAGUUUGGAUUCACCAUCUUUCAGCGUAUUCUCUGCUGGGUGAACGCAGGAGGUUCCUGGUGUGGAUGUUGGCGUUUGCACCACACUGUGUAGAAAACCGCAGGCCGGUCUCAACAUGGUGAGGCUGGAGCUGGAUAAGGUGGCGAUGAGGAGGAUGAAGGAGGAUGAUAUUGAGAUGAUCAAGGCCCUCAUCAAGGAGGGCUGCGAGGGCACAGAAAACCGUCUCAUCCUCCACAUCCUCACUCGUCCGCUGUGCCUCUUCGUCUUGGCCAUUAUCUCCUCAAUGCUGCGCUGCAUCGUUCACUCCUUUAUCCUGGCCCUCGCUAUUCCUGUCUUCCUACUUAUUAUCUUUCUCAAAAUCACCAUGCCACGGUCCACAGGGGUUCUGGGCAGCAGCCGCCCCUACUGGGACUAUGUGGGCAGCAGCUACCGGGGGCCGCAGGAAGAGACACUGCAGAAUCCCUAUUGUAGGAUCAGCGGCAAAACACCACUGACAAAAAAGCCAAGAUCCAGAAUCGGAUCCAAAGACAAGGACAAGGACAAGGAGGUGUCAACAGAGAAGGUCACCCCAGAGCGGGAGCAGGCGGCAGGACACGUCUGGGUGGCGGACUGCGAUGGGGAGAUCCUGGGCUGCAUCUUCCGGGAGAAUGAGACGAGAGCAGGCAUCAGGAGAAUCUGCAGGGUGGUGACAGGCUGCUGGUACCGCAGGGAGGGCCUGGGUCGGCUGCUUGUCCAGAGUCUGGAGCAGAGAGAGAGGGCAACUGGAGCACACAGAGUCUAUGCACACAUCCCCUACCCUUCUAAGCUGGGGGAGGCUUUCUUCAAGAAACUGGGUUAUCACCAGCUCGGGGAGGGGGCUGAUGAAGAAGACGAGGAGGAGGUGAAGCUGGAGAAACCAGAGAGAGGCUUUAUGGGAUAUCCCCUCACUAAGGUGUUUUACAAAGACCUGUGAUUGAGUGAUGAGCGAAUCGUGAAGUUAAAAAGGUGGCUGUGAGCGUAAAGAUGAAAAAACAUGAGCGCAAACUGUGGAUCUCUGCUGUGUCAUGUUUGGAUUUGUGUUUAAGUUAAUAAUUUAUAUGCCUGUAUUUAUUGACUGUUUGUGUUGCUGUUCUGUUUGUGUGUUUGUUUCAGUAUAUUUUGUUUUUCAUCAUCGAAAGCACAAUUUCUAACAAUUAUUUAAGAAUUCAAAGAUGACAUCACGAUGCCUCAGGUCCUCUGUUCUCUAUCAUGUGUGCGAUGAAGUAAAAUAUUUAUUUAAAUGUCG